Messenger RNA from Arthroderma uncinatum, 561 nucleotides. Its product is annotated as cupin 2. The record is from RefSeq and is a predicted model, not a curated record. The transcript has a single exon. Bases 1 to 561 code for a protein of 186 amino acids. NCBI's taxonomy places the organism in Eukaryota, Fungi, Ascomycota, Eurotiomycetes, Onygenales, Arthrodermataceae.
AUGUCCCUCCUACCCACCGUCCGCCGCAUUGUGACCGGCCACAAUGACAAAGGAGAAGCUAUCUUUGAUUCUGAUGCCGAAUUAGCCCCUUACAACCCCGCUACUCGCGGCCCUGACCCCGCCAAAGAAGGGGAGACCGGCUUCACCACCGUGUUCCGCACCAACGGUGCUCCCGCCGACUGUACCAAUCCAUGGGUUGAUAUCCAUAACAAAACCGUUCAAUUGGCAGAUAAAGUCGGCUCGACGGCAAGAGUCGUCGACUUCGCGCCAGGAACUCCCGGCCUGAUGCACCGUACCGUCAGUUUAGAUUUCGCUAUUAUCCUGAACGGUGAAAUUGAGUUGGAACUUGAUAACGGUGUCACCAAGAUGGUGAAGCAACACGAUAUCGUUGUGCAGAGGGGCACCAUCCACUCGUGGAAUAAUAAGAGUUCGGAAAACGUUCGAGUGCUGUUUGUUCUUCUCCCUGCGCAGCCUGUCAAGGUGGGCGAUAAGGAGUUGGAGAGUACUCCCCUACCGAAAUACUUGCUCGGCACGGCCGGCGAAGAGAAUGCAAAUCUCUGA